UUCUGGAGCUUUCUGAGAUCAGAGAUCAGCGCCGGCACACGCGAGUGUGUAUAACGUAUAACACGAGAGAGACGAUUCACGAGGAUUCGCACGAGUCAUCGUGUCCAAACGUAUUUUUCGCACGAGGAGACGAGAUAGCGGAAACGUUGCAUUCCUGUCGUGCACGAUGAGUGAUAAGGUAGUUCUUUUGAAGGAGAGCGGGAAUGCUGCUUUACAAGAGGGCAAGUUCGAUGAAGCCGUCAAAUAUUACACAGACGCCAUCGCCCUGGACGGCAAUAAUCAUGUUCUCUAUAGCAAUCGCUCAGCGGCGUACGCGAAGUCUGGAAAAUAUCAGCAGGCGUUGGAAGAUGCGGAGAAGACUGUUAGUUUGAAGUCGGAUUGGGGAAAGGGUUACUCACGCAAGGGUAGCGCUCUUGCCUAUCUGGGCAGGUACGAGGAAUCUAUCAAGACUUACGAGAAAGGUCUACAGUUGGAUCCCAACAAUGAACAGCUCAAGAGCAGUCUCGCCGAAGUGAGAGCUCAGAAAACAGCCACUGCAGCCAAUCCUUUCAAUGCUCCCGAUGUUUUUGUAAAACUAGCGAGUGAUCCCAGAACAAAAAAGUUUCUGUACGAUCGUGAUUAUUUAAGGAUAUUGCAAGAAUUACAAAACGAUCCACAGAGUCUCGGUACUAAGCUCCAAGACAACAGAGUGCUUACCACUCUUAGUGUACUUUUAGGCAUGAGCUCUGAUAUGGAGGAACCGAUGGAAACCGAGCCGAUGAAUCCGCCGCAACCACCAAAACCCAAACCAGAACCCAAGCCCGAGAAGAAGAAGGAGGAGGACAAUCUUUCACCUGAGAAGAGUCAAGCUUUAGAGGAAAAGAAGCUGGGUAACGAGGCUUACAAGAAGAAAAGUUUCGAGGAGGCUUUACAACAUUAUAAUAAAGCUGUGGAGUUAGACCCGACAGAGAUUAUUUAUCUACUGAAUAUAGCGGCAGUGUACUUUGAACAGAAAGAGUAUCAGAAAUGUAUUGCUCAAUGUGAGAAAGCUAUCGAAGUUGGUAGGGAAAAUAGAGCGGAUUUCAAAUUAAUAGCUAAAGCGUUCACAAGAAUCGGUCACGCUUACAAAAAAAUGGAAAAUUGGAAGCAGGCCAAAGUAUAUUAUGAAAAGUCCAUGUCCGAACAUAGAACUCCGGAAAUUAAGACUUUACUGUCAGAUAUAGAUAAAAUAAUCAAGGAGGAAGAGAGAAAGGCUUAUAUCGACCCAGUCAAAGCAGAAGAGGAGAAGGAACUCGGUAAUCAAAAGUACAAAGACGGUGACUACCCUGCAGCUAUAAAGCAUUAUUCCGAGGCGGUCCGAAGGAAUCCGGACGAUCCCAAAUAUUAUAGUAACAGAGCGGCCUGUUAUACCAAAUUGGCGGCAUUUGAUCUCGGCUUGAAGGAUUGCGAGAAGGUCGUUGAGCUGGAUCCAAAGUUCAUCAAGGGUUGGAUUAGAAAAGGAAAAAUUCUGCAGGCCAUGCAGCAGCAGGGAAAAGCUCUGACGGCAUAUCAGAAGGCUUUGGAAUUGGAUCCACAAAACAGCGAAGCGUUGGAUGGCUAUCGCUCUUGCGCCGUGUCCGCUAGUUCUAAUCCAGAAGAAGUUAGAAAGAGAGCGAUGGCGGAUCCGGAAGUUCAAAGUAUAUUGCGAGAUCCGGCUAUGAGGUUGAUCUUAGAACAAAUGCAAAGCGAUCCAAGAGCUUUACAAGAUCACUUGAAGAAUCCUGAUAUAGCUGCAAAGUUACAAAAACUUUUGGAAUCUGGUCUCAUAGCUAUUCAUUGAAGAUAUACAUUAGCCAUUGGGAUACUUAUCAUCUUGCUCUUGAAAUCUGUGUUCAAAAUGCCAUUCAUAACAGAAGUUAUGUUAUACACAUGAUCCUCUCGGGCAAAUACAGUGGCCUUUAGUGUCAUCGAUGAUUUUUGUUUUACGAGACUUAUUACAGUGGUCAUAUGUAUACCAAUAUAUACACAUACAUGAAGCUCUUCGUGCAAAUAAAAAAUAGUGUAAUUGUGGAGCUGUGUGAAUUCUUAAUAUGUAAUAUUUACUUAUAAAAAACUUGCAUAAUCCAACGGCUGAGCCAUGAAUAUCACUACUGCAAUAGUGUUAUUAUAUUUUAGGUACAAAAAUCAAUCUAAAACUAAUAGCGAAUGGUUGGAUGCACCAAAUGCGCACGAGGAGUGCACUAGGCGCAUCAAACCCAAUUCACUAUAAAAAACAUAUUAAUCCUUUAAAAUAGUAAAAUGAAAUUAUUUCUGUAUAUGAUGCAUCCGCUAACAUUUAUUUUAUUAAGGUUACUUAGUUUUUAAUACUAAAAUUAAUUAUAUAAUAUAAUAUGAUGAAUGCGAAGUAUGAUUAAAGCAACAAAUAAUACAAGAGAAGAAUGCUUCAAAUAAAUAAACUUCUUUUUAAA
Molecule: messenger RNA, 2426 nt
Organism: Formica exsecta
Lineage: Eukaryota; Metazoa; Arthropoda; Insecta; Hymenoptera; Formicidae
Gene: Stip1
Product: stress-induced-phosphoprotein 1
Exons: 4
Coding region: 167-1798 (543 amino acids)
Molecular function (GO): Hsp90 protein binding
Source: RefSeq, a predicted model, not a curated record